Messenger RNA from Lycium ferocissimum, 711 nucleotides. Its product is annotated as organelle RRM domain-containing protein 2, mitochondrial. Lineage: Eukaryota; Viridiplantae; Streptophyta; Magnoliopsida; Solanales; Solanaceae. The coding region runs from base 5 to 421 and encodes 138 amino acids. The transcript has 3 exons. The record is from RefSeq and is a predicted model, not a curated record. Gene Ontology annotation, molecular function: RNA binding.
UAAAAUGGCAUUCUUUAGUCGCAUUUUUAAUGGAUCUUCAACGAUUAUUCAGUCACAAUUUAAUUCAAUACGAUUGAAUUCAACUCUCACAAGUCCAAAGCUUUUUGUCAGUGGGCUUUCAAGAUACACUAGUGAUGAAAACCUUAAAAAAGCAUUCGAACCAUUUGGAAGUCUUACUGAAGCAAAAGUAAUUACUGAUAGAGCAACUGGGAGAUCAAAGGGGUUCGGAUUUGUUUCUUAUGCAACAAUAGAAGAAGCAGAGAAAGCUCGCGAAGGAAUGAAUGCUAAGUUCUUGGAUGGCUGGGUAAUUUUUGUUGACCCUGCGAAGCCAAGUAUGCCUAGACCUCCACCGCCACCUCCACAAGAUCCAAUGAACUUUGGGAUUACAACAAAUAAGACCAUUGGUUGGACUGGCAGAUGAUGAUCAAAGACUCUCUAAUAUCGUAGUGAAAUAUUCGAUUGCAAAUUGCAAUAUCACAUAGAAUGGCCAAUGACCACAGAUUCGAGUGAAAUAUUUGAUUGCAAUAUAGCAUUUUUAUUGAAGGAUAUUGUACUGUACUUAAAUAUAGUUGUUCACUUUUUAAGGAUAUAUUGUCUGAGGUGGAGCUCUUUCUCUGCCGAGUAUUUAAGGAUUCUGGAUCCUUUGCUUAUUUAGCAGGGUAUUUUUGACUGUAAGAAACACUUAAUUGUUCAAUAACGAUUUCCCCCCUA